AUGCAGGCGGACGAUGGGGACAUGGACACCUCCCAGAGGGACAAGCGGGCGGCGCCGGAAAGCGCAGAAUUCCUGUGCGCCACGCCGUCCGACACGGCAAGGGAGGACGUCACGGACAAGAAGAUCCUCAACCUCUGCACGGCCUUGACCAACCUGGUGCUGCGACACGAGGCCAUCCAGGCCUGGAAAGAAGCCAAGGAAAAGCAACCGGAGACCAUCGAUGAGGGCCUUCCUGCUGAAGCAGUGGCUGGAGCCCAGGCUGCGGAGAUGCUUGUCCUGGACUCCAACGGCAUGGUCCCCUAUCUGGAGUGGGACUUGCAGGCCAAGGAGAUGAAGGUGAAGCGCGACAGAGAGCCAAUGCGACCGGAGCAGGUGCUGGAACUGCUGACCAGGAUGCAGGUUGUGCCGAUGAUGUUGGAGAUUGGCGGCAGAACUCCGGAGGCCAAUCGUCUGUGGGAGGACUUCGGUCGCCUCUCGCAGAGCGCGGCCACACGAUGCGUGGCCACCUCGCUCCGACCGGACAAGAUGGGGAGGUCGGCACUGACAACGGCGGUGCAGAAGAUUGCAGACGGCAUGUGCGCACCCUCAGACUGCAAAACCGCAGCGAUCAUUGCUACAGUCAUGCCUCCAUUUUAUCGCCCUGCUGGCUAUGGACGUCAGGUACAUCACUUCAUUCAUAGUCCCGAGGGAAUAAGCAAAGUUGAGGUUCCUGUGUUUCCUGAGCCCAACAUUUAUGUGCCCCGCUUUGAGAAUUCCCUGGAUGAUGCAGAUCCGCUGGCCCUACAGUACAGCCGGCACUGUCGAGUUGCCUGCAUUUUGCAUUUCGGCGCAAGUCCGAGCGAAGGACACUACAGGGCCAUCCUUUACGAUGAUAACAUAGGAGCACUCAUCAGUGAUGACGGUGUUGCUGCUACCAAGCUCAGCCAAGAAGCAGCAUCUGCACACAACCACAAUGGCUAU
Symbiodinium necroappetens is the source of this 960-nucleotide messenger RNA. Lineage: Eukaryota; Dinophyceae; Suessiales; Symbiodiniaceae. The record is from the annotation of a GenBank genome assembly.